AUGGGUUUCAACAGCAAGUUCUUGUUUUCAUUGGUACUUUUGGCUGUCGCGGUUCCUUUAAUGGGGAAUGCUGUUGUUUGGAAUGUUGGUGAUGCUGCUGGUUGGUCUGGUCAGGCUCAAUUUGAUUAUGCUCACUGGGCGGCGAGACCAGCCUUUUUAGUUGGUGAUGACAGUCUUCGUUUUGUUUAUGAUCCCAACAUUACGAAUGUCUUAGAAGUCACUUAUUGUGAUUUCAAAUCAUGUGAUGCAACAUCUCCAAUCGCCACCUACGACUCUGGGGACGACACAGUUCCAAUAACAAAAGAUGGCCACCAGUAUUUCAUCAGUGGCAACUCUGUUGACUGUAGGAAUGGCCUCAAGGUUGAUAUUAUUGCUUACGAUUCACCGUAUCUUAGGUAUUGGAGGUCCGACGAUGGCCCCAAUGGCUAUAUCGCCAUACCCUACAUGGAACCUAGAGAAGACCAAACCAUGUCAUGUGAUUCGACCGGAGGGGCAGCAGCUUCGUCGCCAACUUCUACCCGGGCAGGAGGGGAAGCCAAAACUGUUAACAUGUCGCCUACUUGGUCUUUGCCUCCUACAUCUUCUUCUGCAUCUAAAUUUUGUUCCAACGGUCUUCUUCUUGUCUUAGUUGCGGCUCUGGUUGUUCCUACGUUAGGUUUUGUUUAUUAG
Papaver somniferum (opium poppy) is the source of this 669-nucleotide messenger RNA. RefSeq names its product blue copper protein-like. The record is from RefSeq and is a predicted model, not a curated record. Gene Ontology annotation, cellular component: plasma membrane. Bases 1 to 669 code for a protein of 222 amino acids. NCBI's taxonomy places the organism in Eukaryota, Viridiplantae, Streptophyta, Magnoliopsida, Ranunculales, Papaveraceae. The transcript has a single exon. Gene Ontology annotation, molecular function: electron transfer activity.